GCUGCCUCCAGCGUUCCUUUGGAAGCUCUGAAAAAUAGCAUGUGUUCCAGAGGAUGGGAAUGGUGUCUGGCUCUGGAACUGCUCCUGCUGCCUCCAGUACUCCUGGAGACCAGCGUCCAAGAUCACUCAGUCCAUAGGUUGAUGGUGGUCUCUGGCAGCAACGUAAGUCUGCAUAUCCCCGACAGUCUGUCCGAGAAGUACAAACAACUGACUUGGUUUAACACUACCAAACAGAAGAUCUUAGAGUGGGAGUGGGAGUCUGGCGAAACGAAGUACUUUCCUUCUAAAUUCAAGACCAGAAUCGCAUUUAACCCUCAAAGUGGUGCACUGAAUAUCUCUGACGUCCAAAAAGAAGACAGCAGCGACUACCUCGUGAGAGUCUUGAUGGAGUCGGGAACCGAACGUGAAUGGAAAAUCCCACUGGAGGUACUUGACCCCGUGCCCAAGCCUGUCAUAGAAGCUAAGACAAAGAAAGCGGACAACACCUGUUAUCUGACCUUGUCAUGUACAGUACCAGACCAGUCUGUCAACUACAAGUGGUAUGGGGACUCAGGUCCAUUGCUCCAGGAAUUCCAGAGAAGUGUUCUUGAAAUCACCCUUAACCCACAGAACUACUUCAAGUCCUUCACCUGCCAGGUCAGCAACAAUGUGACCAGUGAGAAUGCCACAGUCUACUUCACUUCGUCCUGUGUUCUGGCUCGAUCGUUUGGAGUAACUAGGAUGGCAAGUUGGCUGGUGGUCACGGCACCCCUUGUUCUUGGCCUCAUACUUACCUGAGAUGAACCUUACCAACUCAAGACAGAAACUUCAAGGCCUCAGGAUCUUACCUUCAUCAUCCAUCCUGCUCUUAACCAGGACAGAAGUUCUGGCCAUACUGAAGGAGAGAAAGUGUGUUGUUGAAGCAUCUACCAGGAUUUUCAAAUCUUUAAAAAAAAAACAACUGUGGUUAAUACUUAAUUUCAGAUCCCCUAGCUGCUUAUCGACACACAUAAAUGCUUUCAUUCCACCAAAAGCAUUACCACACUGUGCAAAUGUAUUUUUGUUUGAAUAAACUUUUGAUAUGAUU
Lepus europaeus (European hare) is the source of this 1066-nucleotide messenger RNA. It is a transcript of the gene CD48, whose product is annotated as CD48 molecule. The coding region runs from base 40 to 777 and encodes 245 amino acids. The record is from RefSeq and is a predicted model, not a curated record. The transcript has 4 exons. Lineage: Eukaryota; Metazoa; Chordata; Mammalia; Lagomorpha; Leporidae.